GCGGGAUAAAAUGUAUCGCGAAAUCAGCGUCUGCAAAUUUAUGAUUUUCGAGUAAAAUUCAGUAACUGAGUAGUCGACCAGUAAAAACUACAAGAAAAGCAUCAAAAUAAACUUCUGGCUUGGCAUGUUCGUGACGCAUGCCCGAUGAGUAAAGCCGUGUGAGCCAAGGAACAAAGAUCAUCAUUUUGGAAUCAGAAUUCAGUUAACAAUUGCGACGACGUUCGCAACAGUUGGUUUUUAUAGUCAACUUAGGAAUUAACAGAAGCAGUACAAAAAUGUUCCUCUUUACUUUUAAUUAUCUUCUACUAUUAUGUGGACUUUGCUCUGCACGUUCUGUAAAAUCUCCUGUAUUUAGCAGCGGAUACACUGCCAAAGGAACUCUAUAUAUACCCUAUGCUGAGAUUCGAGAGCCAUUUUAUGCUUGGUACGAUGGAAAAAGUGGCAAUAGCAGAAUUGAUUACUAUGGAGGUAUGGUUAAAACAUAUCAACUUUCUACUCAAGGGCCAUAUGGAUCAAGCUUAAAAAUAGCCCCAUUAACAACUGAAACUCAAUUAAAUCAAGAUACUUGUCUCCAAGUCAAUGGAACAAGCGAAAUCAAAAUCAAGCCACAAACUAUCAUACCUGAUACUACUGGAAUGGAGUGCAUUGGACAAGAUAUGAUCAAUGGUGUGGCAUGUGAAAAAUGGCGACUAGUUGAAUCUUUCGGAGAAAAAACUAAUAAAUAUACAUUAUGGAUUCGUUAUAAGAAAUCUCCAACUAAAUCACAAAUGAAAGAACCAAUUCCUAUAAGAUAUGAGAUGAGAGGUUUUAACUCACUCUUAGGAUCACAUUAUGAUCAUUAUUAUCUGGAAUAUGAUUGGUACUCAUUUGAAACACCUAGCUCUGAAGUAUUUCAAAUAGAACAAAAUUCUAGUUGUAUAAGUUUCCCUGGACCAGGUGAACAUCAUAUUUAUCUCUUCAAUCCAAUGCAAGAAUUUAUUCACAAUUAUCAAAACCACGUUGAUAUAGCGUUUAAUAAAUUUAUAACUACACACAAGAAAAAUUACCUCAAUGAACUUGAUCAUAAAAAACGUAAAGACCAUUUUAGGCACAAUCUCAGGUAUAUUCAUUCUAUCAAUCGCGCUAACAUCGGAUUCCAAUUAGCAAUAAAUCACUUGGCUGAUCAUUCCGAUGCAGAAUUGAAAGUUUUGCGUGGAAAACAGUACACUAAACAUGGUUAUAACGGCGGUAUGCCUUUUAUUUAUGACGUUGAAAAAGAAAAGGCUAAUCUUCCAGAAUCUUUCGACUGGAGAUUGUAUGGUGCAGUGACACCCGUUAAAGAUCAGUCAGUUUGUGGUUCUUGCUGGAGUUUUGGUACGACUGGUGCAGUUGAAGGAGCUUAUUUUAUGAAAUACAAGAAACAAGUUAGACUAUCUCAACAAGCUCUUAUUGAUUGUUCAUGGGGAUUCGGUAAUAAUGGUUGUGAUGGUGGUGAAGAUUUCCGCGCUUACCAAUGGAUAAUAAAACACGGUGGUUUGCCUACAGAAGAAGAAUACGGCGGUUACUUAGGCCAGGAUGGGUAUUGUCACAUUAACAAUGUUACCAAAGUUGCUAAAAUUAAAGGCUUUGUAAAUGUACAAACAGAUGAUAUCGAUGCAAUGAAAGUUGCUCUGUUCAAGAAUGGACCUGUUUCCGUAGCAAUUGAUGCAUCUCAUAGAACGUUCUCAUUCUAUUCAAAUGGCGUGUAUUAUGAACCAUCAUGUGGUAAUACUGAAGACUCUCUUGAUCACGCUGUAUUAGCCGUCGGCUACGGAACAAUGAAUGGAAAAGGCUAUUGGCUAAUUAAAAAUUCUUGGUCGAACUACUGGGGUAAUGAUGGUUAUAUACUCAUGGCGCAAAAAGAUAAUAAUUGCGGAGUUCUGACUACACCAACUUAUGCUAUUGCCGCAUAAACUAAAAAAUUUUUUAAAAUGAAACAAUCGUUACUUGUAAGAUUUACAUUACAAAUAUUAUAUUUUUUUAAAACAAUUUAAAAUGCAUUCUACCGAAUUGUAGACUUUCAAAUAUUAAUUUUCUAAGAAUUUAUUGAUAUAAGAAACUAUGAGACUUAAUUUGUGCAUUAAAUUUGAAAACAAUAAA
Phymastichus coffea is the source of this 2118-nucleotide messenger RNA. RefSeq names its product digestive cysteine proteinase 1 (gene 26-29-p). Gene Ontology annotation, biological process: immune response. Gene Ontology annotation, cellular component: lysosome. Gene Ontology annotation, molecular function: cysteine-type endopeptidase activity. Bases 276 to 1931 code for a protein of 551 amino acids. Lineage: Eukaryota; Metazoa; Arthropoda; Insecta; Hymenoptera; Eulophidae. The transcript is spliced from 13 exons. The record is from RefSeq and is a predicted model, not a curated record.